Messenger RNA from Elaeis guineensis (African oil palm), 1343 nucleotides. The record is from RefSeq and is a predicted model, not a curated record. Lineage: Eukaryota; Viridiplantae; Streptophyta; Magnoliopsida; Arecales; Arecaceae.
GGGGGCACGCAUCUUGGCGGAUGGCCAGCGAAAAGAAACUCGUGUUCUCGCUGGCCGGCGGAGACCAAAUGCCAACACGCUUCUGAGGCCCCCGAGAGAGCGAGAGCGAGGUGGGGCGAGCAGCGAAGCCAAAAGAAAAAGGAAAGACGAGAGAGAGGAGCCGACAAGGGUAGCUCGUCUUCUCUCCUUCCUUCCUCAACUCCAAGCGGGAGAGAGAUAGGGGGGGGGGAAGGCGCACCGAUUUCCCCCUUCCUUCCUUGGAUUUCCCUGACCCCUCUCUUUUAACAGGAGAGCAAGCAUUAGGGUUUGGGGAUUACUUUGGAGAGGUGCCGAGAUGGGGAAUAUAUUCGUGAAGAAACCCAAGAUCACGGACGUGGAUCGCGCCAUCCUCUCCCUCAAGACCCAACGCCACAAGCUCGCUCGAUACCAGCAGCAGCUUGAUGCUGUUAUUGAAGCUGAGAAGCAAGCUGCAAGGGACCUGAUUCGAGAGAGGAGGAAAGACAGGGCCCUCCUUGCACUAAAGAAGAAGAAAGCUCAGGAAGAAUUAUUGAAGCAAGUUGAUGCUUGGUUAAUUAAUGUUGAGCAACAAUUGGCAGAUAUUGAACUGACAAGUAGACAGAAAGCUGUAUUUGAAAGCUUGAAGGCAGGCAAUAAUGCCAUUAAAGCUAUACAAAGUGAGAUCAAUCUGGAAGAUGUUCACAAGUUGAUGGAUGAUACAGAAGAGGCAAAGGCUUAUCAAGAUGAAAUAAAUGCAAUCCUAGGCGAGCGGUUAUCUGCUGAGGAUGAGGAAGAUGUUUUAGCAGAAUUUGAGAACUUGGAAAGUGAGAUCACACUGCAGUCUUUGCCAGCAGUUCCUGCUUCAUCGGUACCAUCCACAGAAGUAGCUAGAGAGACACCUAAAGUGCAGCCAGAAGCAGGACUCCAAGUUGAAGGCAAAGAAGAUGAGGUUCUUGAGCUUCCUGAUGUGCCUACCACAACCCCAGUCCCAGUGGCAUUUUUGGAGGAACCACUACCUGCUUGAAUGACAGAUUGCAUUUGGAACGGAUCAACACUUCAACUGCUUGCUUCAUGUGGUGAUAUCUGGAUUGUACAGUGUGUAAAAAUGAUAUCUUUGUUCUUUUUCAGCUGAGUAACUUUUAUCCUUCCAUCUCAAAGUCUGAAGUGUAUCUUUCUCCUUGGACUUCUAUUUGCUUUUUUCGUUUUUGUGGCUGCAUAAAGAAUUACAUCAGAUGUACAAUUAUAAAAAAUAUAGCAGGCGUAUCUGAGCAUGACUUUACCUCUUGGAAGUUUGGUCUGCUGCUGCUUGUUGGUAGCAUUUAUGAUUAUCAAGAUGUUUCAGUCCA